UGUCAUUGUCAUUAUAACAAAUAAUUGAUUAACACCAAUUUUAUACACUUAAUCAUUUUUUAAUAUAGACUAUACUUUAUUAUUAAUAACUAAAUGACUACAAGCAACAAAAAAUGGGUUUCACCAAAACUCACUCCAGAUUGGGCACACAUUGAUAUCGGCAGAAGAAAAUCCAUAUUUCGUAGAGUGGGAGAAAAUGUCCAUCCUGGUCUAAUCAAAUAUAUACGACCUAAUGAACAUUUUGUUACUGGAAGUAGCUACCAGGGUUUUUGGGAUUCUUUAGGAUUUUCUGGACAAGGUACUUAUGUUUAUCCUCAUGGGGCGAUCUAUCAGGGAAAUUUCAAAGAUGGUCAAUUUCAUGGAAGAGGUACUAUAUUGUACCCUCGUGGGCAUAAGCUUAAGGGUUUAUGGGAAAAGGGCAAACUAAUUGACAAGAUAUUCGUAUUUGGCGAUGGCUUAGAAGUAACUGACCCCUGGACCUACUGUCAAAUGCCUGAUAGAAGAUUUCAGACUGAGUUUAAUACCGCCUUACGAGGCGCUGGCGGAGAAUAUUUGACAAACAAACAGCCAACUGUUGAAAUACCUGAAGGCUGCUAUGAUACCAUUGAUGGAUUUUAUGAUCCAGGUCUUCGAAGUGUCUUUAAUUAUCCCGAACAACCCGUCAAAAUAACCCAUAAAAAUGAAAAAGGAGCGGAUUCCUUAAAAAGAAUUUGCCAACAAGAAGAAAGUGCGACCAUUGAAAAAUUCUACAGAAAAGCAGAACUAGAGCCAAUAGAAUACAGACCGGACCUCUAUGAGUACUGGACAACCGGAUUAAAAGCCGAAGUUGAAAAAAUUAAGACAGAAUACCAAAAUCUUAAAGAAAAUAAGGAAGAAAUCACAACGGUGAAAGACGAGGAAUCUUUGAAAAAGUAUAUGGAUUUAGAAUAUGAGCCAGAUCCUAAAGUGACUGUAAUUUACGAAAACUUUAAGUAAUAACAACUAGAGGUGACAAUGUCAUAUAUUAUUUUUAAGCUGUAUAUUUUUAUAUGUAUUAAAAAAGUGAAUAUAUUAAAUCACACAGUU
Messenger RNA from Anthonomus grandis grandis, 1065 nucleotides. RefSeq names its product MORN repeat-containing protein 5-like. The record is from RefSeq and is a predicted model, not a curated record. The transcript is spliced from 6 exons. NCBI's taxonomy places the organism in Eukaryota, Metazoa, Arthropoda, Insecta, Coleoptera, Curculionidae. Bases 94 to 975 code for a protein of 293 amino acids.